ACUUCAAAACUUACUCUAUGAUAUUACUGGAAGUGACAAACACAGUGACAUCUCUUAAAAUUUUAUAAAUAAAAAUUGUCCUAGGCAAAGAAGAAUUUAUUAAGACCAUUUUAGGCACUAUUUGCAUGAGAUUAUCUGAUAAUAGAUAUAUACAUUAAGCCAAUAAUAAUCUUGAAUCUAUAACCACCAUGGCAGGACGUGAGACAAUGAAAGCUGCUUGUAAGAGAGUCCGACCGAUUAUGUCGACUAACUUCAGUGACGCUCGCAGACGUGCGCUGGGUUUAUAUAGGGCUUUUUAUCGGUACAUUCCAUAUGUAGUUAAAUAUUUCGACAUACCAAAGUCCGAAAACGAUUGUCGACGAAAACUAAGAGAGUACUUCUAUAAAAACGCUUGCAUCACCGACAUAAGGAUCAUUGAUGUAUUAGUGAUUAAGGGCUACAUUGAAUUGAAAGAAAUAACACAUCAGUGGCAACAAAAAGGUCACAUCAUGGCGCAUUGGAAACCAACGUACGAACGGAAGCCUACUGAUUUCGUGGGAAAAUUUUUGUCAGGGGUGGAUUAAUUGAAUUUAAUUUGGUGAUAUAAAUAUAAAAAACAACAAGUU
Manduca sexta (tobacco hornworm) is the source of this 605-nucleotide messenger RNA. RefSeq names its product NADH dehydrogenase [ubiquinone] 1 alpha subcomplex subunit 6-like. NCBI's taxonomy places the organism in Eukaryota, Metazoa, Arthropoda, Insecta, Lepidoptera, Sphingidae. The record is from RefSeq and is a predicted model, not a curated record. Bases 189 to 563 code for a protein of 124 amino acids. The transcript has 3 exons. Gene Ontology annotation, biological process: response to oxidative stress.